GAGCCGAGCCCUGGGGCUGCAAAUCCAGUCAAAUGUCACCCCCGCUGGGCUGUCUCAGGAUGUUGGACCACGACGGUCAUUUCCUGCCGGGAAGUGGCCACCAAGCCCACCCCGAGCUCCGCUCUCCAGAGGCGCGAGAGCCGCUGAGCUGAGAGGAUCCCUGAGCUCCCGAGCAGCCCCUGCACAGCCCUCGCUCUGCUGCCGCACCGGGAUGGCUGAGAUGACCACGACCCCCACUGAGACACACACUGUGCCGAGUGAGUAUGGGGACUACCACAACUGGUCCGAGCUGUUCCACCUCCUGAACCACACCUACACCUACUGCGAGUUCAGCCUGGACGAGAACAUCAGGCGGGUGAUCCUUUUCAUCCUUUACCUCGUCAUCUUCGUGGUGGGCUUGGUGGAGAACCUCCUUGUCAUCUGGGUCAACUGGCAGACGCGGGGCAACAAGAGCUUGGUCAACCUCUACAUCAUCAACAUGGCCAUCGCCGACCUGGGGGUGAUGCUCUCGCUGCCCAUCUGGAUGCUGGAGGUGAUGCUGGAUUACACCUGGCUCUGGGGCAGCUUCCUCUGCCGCUUCACCCACUACUUCUACUUUGCCAACAUGUACGCCAGCAUCUUCUUCCUCACCUGCCUGAGCGUGGAUCGCUACGUGUCCCUGACCAGCUCCUCCCUCUUCUGGCGCCGGCACCAGCACCGCGCGCGCCGCAUGGCCUGCGCCUGCAGCUGGGUCCUGGCCGUGUCCAUCCCCUUCCUGGAGGUCGUCCACAUGCAGCUGGUCAACACCGGGGAGCCCAUCUGCAUCUUCAUGGCCCCCUUAGAGACCUACGACGAGUGGGCGCUGGGGGUCAGCUUGGCCACCACUACCAUCGGCUUCCUCGUCCCCUUCCCCGUCAUCGCCAUCUUCAACGUGCUGACCGCCCGGUUCCUCCGGCGCACCAAGCCGGAGAGCCGGAGGCACUGCCUGCUCAUCUACGCCUACAUCGCGGUCUUCCUCGUCAGCUGGCUGCCCUUCCACGUCGUGCUGACGCUGCUCGCCCUCGACGGCACCCACAUCAUCCUCAACUGCACCUUCGCCCAGUUCCUCUACUUCUUCUACGACGUCGUAGACUGCUUCACCAUGCUGCACUGCGUCGUCAACCCCGUCCUCUACAACUUCCUCAGCAAGAACUUCCGCAGCAAGCUCGUCUCCGCCGUGGUCAGGUACAUCCCCAAGGACCACGGCGCCCAGAAGGGCGCUGGCAACUCCUCCUCCACCACGCAGCACUCCAUAGUCAUCUCGAAGGACAACCACCCCCCCAACUGAGCGGGGACGGACUCUCCCACCCCCCGUGGCAGCAGCAGCGGCUCCCUGGGGACACUGGGAUGGGUUUUCCUGGUGACGAGGAGACACUUUGCUUUGGCACAGCCUCUCUUGGCCGGGCAGGGCAGGGUGCCAGGCACGAGGGGAGGUGGUGCAGGAGCUACAGACACCUUUCCCCUGGAGUGCUGCUGUGUCAGAUCUAUUUAGCCGAAGAAAGAGUCAGAGAAAGAGAGAUUCCCUGUUCCCCAAAGAAAAUCUUCGCAGUAAUAAAGUAGUGAGUUGCUUCACUCAGGGUCCAACACAACCCCACCCCUGGGAUUUGACCCCCGUGCCCC
Molecule: messenger RNA, 1638 nt
Organism: Empidonax traillii (willow flycatcher)
Lineage: Eukaryota; Metazoa; Chordata; Aves; Passeriformes; Tyrannidae
Gene: ACKR5
Product: G protein-coupled receptor 182
Exons: 2
Coding region: 212-1306 (364 amino acids)
Biological process (GO): G protein-coupled receptor signaling pathway
Cellular component (GO): membrane
Molecular function (GO): G protein-coupled receptor activity
Source: RefSeq, a predicted model, not a curated record